AAAGCCAUCACAUCAUCAAAACAUUGAUGCAAGCAGACAAGCACACAACAAUUGACAGAAACCCACGUAUUAGCUUUAUAAGGCCGUUGUCAUGCGUUGAAAGCCUGCUUCUUCCAUUCCUACAAAAUAUUGUUAAUCUUCUCUAUCACUCGAUAAUCCCACAAAUUCCUAAUCCAAAAAUUUAACCUUCGCCAUUUCCACUAUCUAAUAUGGCACCAUCUACACUUGUAUGUGACACAGAUUCUUGGCAAAAUUUGAAGACCCAUGUUGCUGAAAUUAAGAAGACCCAUCUUCGUGAUUUGAUGAAUGAUGCUGACAGAUGCAAGUCCAUGAUGGUUGAAUUUGAUGGGUUGCUGUUAGAUUACUCCCGGCAAAAUGCAACUCUUGACACCACAAAUAAGUUGUUUCAGCUGGCAGAGGCUGCCCAUCUCAAAGAUAAGAUUAAUCGAAUGUUUAAUGGAGAGCAUAUUAAUAGCACUGAGAAUAGGUCUGUUCUCCAUGUUGCUCUUCGAGCACCAAGAGAUGCAGUGAUAAACAGUGAUGGGAAGAAUGUGGUCCCUGAUGUGUGGCAAGUUUUGGAUAAAAUUCGGGAAUUUUCUGAGAAAGUCCGAAGUGGUUCAUGGGUUGGCGUCACAGGGAAACCGCUGACAAAUGUAGUUGCUGUUGGUAUUGGAGGGAGCUUCUUAGGACCACUCUUUGUUCACACAGCUCUCCAAACAGAACCUGAGGCUGCUGAAUGUGCAAAAGGGCGUCAGCUACGCUUUCUGGCAAAUGUUGAUCCAAUUGACGUUGCAAGAAAUAUUACUGGAUUGGAUCCUGAGACUACUCUAGUUGUUGUUGUGUCAAAGACUUUCACGACUGCUGAAACCAUGUUGAAUGCUCGAACACUGAGAGAAUGGAUUUCCUCUGCACUUGGGCCUGAAGCUGUUGCAAAACAUAUGGUUGCUGUUAGCACUAAUCUGACGCUUGUCGAAAAAUUUGGCAUUGAUCCUAGAAAUGCUUUUGCAUUCUGGGACUGGGUUGGAGGCAGAUAUAGUGUAUGUAGUGCAGUUGGAGUUUUGCCUUUGUCUCUUCAGUACGGGUUUUCUAUUGUAGAGAAGUUUCUGAAGGGAGCUUCAAGCAUUGAUCAACAUUUCUAUUCUGCACCCUUUGAGCAAAACUUACCGGUUCUUUUAGGUUUGUUGAGCGUUUGGAAUGUUUCAUUUCUUGGACAUCCAGCAAGAGCUAUAUUACCAUAUUGUCAAGCAUUAGAAAAAUUUGCUCCUCAUAUUCAACAGGUUAGCAUGGAAAGUAAUGGAAAAGGUGUCUCAAUAGAUGGUGUAGUGCUGCCUUUUGAGGCUGGUGAAAUUGACUUUGGUGAGCCUGGAACAAAUGGACAACACAGCUUUUAUCAGCUAAUUCAUCAGGGACGUAUUAUCCCUUGUGAUUUUAUAGGAAUUGCAAAAAGUCAGCAACCUGUAUAUCUCAAAGGUGAAGUAGUGAGUAAUCAUGAUGAGCUCAUGUCUAACUUCUUUGCACAGCCAGAUGCACUAGCUUAUGGGAAGACUCAAGAAGAGUUGCAGAAGGAGAACGUAUCUCCACAUCUUGUCCCGCACAAGACCUUCACUGGAAACCGUCCUUCUCUGAGCCUUUUACUUCCAUCUCUGACUGCAUAUAAUGUUGGACAGUUGCUGGCCAUCUAUGAGCACAGAAUUGCAGUUGAAGGUUUCGUAUGGGGUAUUAAUUCUUUUGACCAAUGGGGAGUUGAGCUAGGAAAGUCACUGGCAACUCAGGUUAGGAAACAGCUUCAUGCAUCUCGCACUAAUGGAGAAGCUAUCAAAGGCUUUAAUUUCAGUACUACAACAGUGUUGGCAAAGUAUCUACAGGAGAGUUUUGAAGUCCCUGCUGAGCUUCCGACCAAGCUACCACAGGCGUAGGCUUGUAGCUACUGGCGGAGGGAGAGGGGGUACAAGGGGGGACAGCUGUCCCCCCUCUUUGAAAAAAAAUUAGUUUUUUUUAAAAAAAUAAAUAAUGUAAGUAAUUUUAGAUAUUUUCAUCUUUAUUUAAGUUUAAUUGUUUAAAUCUAUCAUCACUUGAAAAAAGGCAUCACUCCUCCGAAUGAGUUUGGCAAUGUGUUGAAGGAUAUUCGAAGGCUAACAAGUGACUGCAGCUCUUUAUCUUUCUCCUUCAUCAAGAGAUUGGGUAAGGUAGUGGCUCAUAGCUUACCUAAAUUAAGUUGCAAUUUUAAUGACUGUUGUAUUUGGCUAAAAGAGUAAGAGGCUAUUUGUAAUGAUCUUGCAAACUUGAUGGUUUAAUAAAUGGCUAAGCUUUCGGUUUGUGUAAAAAAAACAAAACAAAAAAAAAAAA
Chenopodium quinoa (quinoa) is the source of this 2346-nucleotide messenger RNA. Its product is annotated as glucose-6-phosphate isomerase, cytosolic-like. The record is from RefSeq and is a predicted model, not a curated record. Gene Ontology annotation, biological process: gluconeogenesis; glucose 6-phosphate metabolic process; glycolytic process. Gene Ontology annotation, molecular function: glucose-6-phosphate isomerase activity; monosaccharide binding; carbohydrate derivative binding. Gene Ontology annotation, cellular component: cytosol. The coding region runs from base 210 to 1916 and encodes 568 amino acids. The transcript is spliced from 24 exons. Lineage: Eukaryota; Viridiplantae; Streptophyta; Magnoliopsida; Caryophyllales; Amaranthaceae.